Messenger RNA from Abrus precatorius (Indian licorice), 1386 nucleotides. RefSeq names its product polygalacturonase At1g48100-like. Gene Ontology annotation, biological process: carbohydrate metabolic process. The coding region runs from base 1 to 1386 and encodes 461 amino acids. The transcript has 6 exons. NCBI's taxonomy places the organism in Eukaryota, Viridiplantae, Streptophyta, Magnoliopsida, Fabales, Fabaceae. The record is from RefSeq and is a predicted model, not a curated record. Gene Ontology annotation, molecular function: polygalacturonase activity.
AUGAAACAUUCUCAUAUUUUACCACUAGUAUUCUGUAUAUUUUUCCUUACUUUAAUUAUUGUCCAAGCUAGGCAUCAUUCCCAUGCAAAACACAAGCAUUCACAUUCUCAUAAAUCAUCUGAAAUUCCACAACCUCCUGCUCCACAGCCUGCACCUCCUCAUAACAAGAACUAUUACAAUGCCUCUGGUAUUUUUGAUGUACGAAAGUUUGGAGCAAUAGGAGAUGGAAUAACAGAUGAUACAGAGCCAUUCAAGAUGGCAUGGGACACUGCAUGCCAAAGUGAAUCAGCAGUUAAUGUUAUCCUUGUUCCUCAAGGUUUCUCCUUUAUUAUUCAAUCUACCAUCUUCACAGGUCCUUGUCAAGGAGGCUUAGUAUUGAAGGUAGAUGGCACUCUUAUGCCACCUGAUGGACCUGAAUCUUGGCCAAAGAACAAUAGUAGGCACCAAUGGUUGGUUUUUUAUAGAAUUAAUGGAAUGUCACUGGAAGGUGGUGGGUUAAUAGAUGGGAGAGGAGAAAAAUGGUGGGACCUUCCCUGUAAGCCUCACCGGGGAUCUGGUGGGACAACAUACCCAGGACUUUGUGAUAGCCCAAUUGCCAUAAGGUUUUUUAUGAGUUCCAACUUGACUGUGCAAGGACUUAGGAUAAAGAACAGCCCUCAAUUCCAUUUCAGAUUUGAUGGCUGCAGAAACGUCCACGUAGAAUCAAUCUACAUAACAGCUCCAAAACUAAGCCCCAAUACUGAUGGAAUUCACAUAGAAAAUACCAAUGACGUGAAAAUAUAUAAUUCUGUGAUUUCUAAUGGUGAUGACUGUGUAUCCAUUGGUUCCGGAUGCUAUGAUGUCGAUAUAAAGAACAUUACCUGUGGACCUGGUCAUGGAAUUAGUAUUGGUAGUCUGGGAAAUCACAACUCUAGAGCCUGUGUUUCAAACAUUACGGUGAGAGACUCGUUGAUAAAAGUGUCAGAUAAUGGAGUUAGGAUCAAGACUUGGCAAGGUGGAUCAGGAUCUGUAUCUGGAGUGACAUUCAGUAACAUUCACAUGAGCAGUGUAAGAAAUCCCAUCAUAAUUGACCAGUUCUACUGCCUCACUAAGGAUUGCACCAACAAGACCUCUGCAGUAUUUGUAUCAAAUAUUCUCUACAAAAACAUCAAGGGAACCUAUGAUAUAAGGAGCCCUCCUAUGCGUUUUGCCUGCAGUGACUCCGUUCCAUGCACCAACUUAACACUCUCAGAUAUUGAGCUCCUUCCAGCACAAGGUUAUCUAGUGCAUGAUCCUUUCUGUUGGAAUGCUUAUGGAGAUUUGCUCACACUAACCAUUCCACCAGUCUCUUGCUUGUUGGAGGGCACUCCUCAGUCCGUGUUAGACUAUGACAUAACUCUUUGCUGA